UAAAUAUCUAAAUCAAUUUUGUCUUGAAGAAGUAUGUCAAAGUAGCUGGUGCUGUUUACUUAGGGAAUUGAUUAAAAUAGAGUUCUGACAUGGCAUCUGGUGGUGGUGGCUUGCAUGUGCUAGCCAAAGCAAUUUAUGACAAUGCAGCUGAAACUGAGGAUGAAAUAACAUUUAAUCGGGGUGAUAUUGUUACUAUAAUUGAACAGAACACUGCUGGGUUGGAGGGGUGGUGGUUAUGCUCAUUAAAUGGGAGGCAAGGCAUAGCACCAGGAAAUCGUUUACGGAUAUUACCAGGCAUGUAUGAAGGCAUGCAAAACUCUACUGGUGGUACAGCACCAGAAGAAACCUAUGAUGUACCUCCUACCCAUUAUUGGAACUCACCCAACCCACAAAUAGACCAGGAUGAAGAAUAUGAUAUUCCUAGGCGACAGUUGCCGAUUAACCGGAAUAACAACAAUGGGGGAUUAAGCAAUCAACAGAGUAAUUCUCCAACAGAAAUAUACGAUAUACCUCGACCUGGAGCAUGGAGGGGGAACUCUGUGGAUGGAGAAGAGGUUUAUGAUGUGCCUCAGGCAUCAGCUUUCGCUCACGCGAGUAAAGAUGAAGAGCAAGAAGUGUAUGAUGUCCCCAGCAGUUUGACAGCUGUAAUGACUCCAGAUCCAAGUGACUUGUAUGAUGUUCCUCCCAUUGUAUCAAGAGGUCCUCAAUCGGCACCUGAGGAUGUGUAUGACGUUCCUCCAAGGAGAACUGAACCAAUAGACAUGGAUGCAAUGUUUAAUGCUAUGAACCCUGAAGAUGUUUAUGAUGUUCCACCUUCAACAUUAAGGCUAAAUACAAGUACUUUGUCAAGAAGUGCGGGUAAUGUGCUUGAUACAUUUGAAACACCAAACUCCCAACCUUUCCCAACCCAACAGGAGUCUAUGGACCGUGAUGUAGUUUACGACAUACCACAGUCCAGUAAAACAGCAGUUGGAAGACGAUACAUUUCUUCAGGACUGAGCAGUCUUCGAAGAAUGCGACGCGAGAUGAACCAGGUGCCAGAUCCAAUUUCUAAACCUAUUAAUGAGAAUACUGACUACAUAUAUGACGUUCCUCCACAAGUGACCCGAGAUGGUUCAUCCAAACAGAAACAAACUGUUGCUCAAAAGUUGUCCGACGAAGAUGUGGUGGAUGGUCUUAUCAGAAGGUUGUCUUUAAAUGAACCUUCUAUUGAGGUGAAGCAGAACAACCGAUUGUCUGUUACCUCACGCGAGUCUUAUAGUAGCUAUAUAGAUAAUACACCAGGUUUGUUUGACGAGCUAAAUAUAGAUGUGGAUGUUGCUGUUAAUAAGUUGAUAGAAACUAAGCAAGAGCUUGAAGAUUCGGUGUCUAAUUUAUUGACACUGGUGAAAGAAAACUGGAGAAAGCCUGAAAAUAUUUCUGACAAGGUCGAUAUAGUGCAUACGUUAUUUUUAAAGAUCAUGGUUGCAGUUAAUCACUUUCUUACAUUUGCGCGUGGUGCUACUGCUAAUUCUGUAGCAGUUGAUCGGAAUGGAGAAGCCCGUGCAUCGAAAAAUGUACAACUCGGAUUAAGGAAGCAGUUGGUUCCAAUUGAAGAAGAUUUGGGUAUGUUAAAUCGUGCACUCUCCGAGUUGGGUGACAAUAAUACGUGGGAUAUAAACAAACUUGCUUUGCAUGAAAACAGUGAAGAAGUUGUGUUAGAUGCUGUCGAUAGUUUUGUGAUGACUUCAAGAGCUGUUUCAGAUGAUGCAUCGCAGCUUGCUAACUUCAUUCACAGCCAUAUACAUGUUCUGUUUACAUCUUGUUCACCCAAUAAAUCACCUGUAAAAUCAUCUACUCCUGUUAAACCAAACAAACCUUUUCCACAAGCUAUACAAGCAUUACAAGCUCGGCCAUUACCUGCAGUGCCAGCUUCACUUCAACAAGCACAAAGUCAAUCUACUUCAAACACAAUAAUGCUUGGUGAAGAUGCAUGGCUUGAAGAUUAUGAUUAUGUUGCUUUGCAAGACAAAGACGAGUUUGAACUUAGCAGUCAUGAAACCAGUCCAAUGUCCGGCCUAAACAAGCGUCGAACUCAGAUAGUCACACUCGAUUCCAAAAUUGAAUUAAAAAAUAACACUGCUGUUUUCUUCAAUUCCAAAGACAGGGAAUACUUGCUAAGUUUAAAGAUUGAUGUUCCAGCCCUAAUUCACAAUCUCUCAAAGUCCAUUGACAGAUUUGUUUCUGCAGUUGAUGCAGGCAAUCCACCCCAUUCAUUUGUACCGCUUGGAAAAUAUGUGAUUUUCUCUGCCCAUCAACUGGUUUUUGUUGGUGACAGUAUGUGUCAAAGAUUGCAGGUGGAACCAGUGAAGCAAGCUCUUCAGCGGCAGUGUACAAACCUUUGUUCAAUACUUAAAAGGACAGUGGUAGCAACGAAAGGUGCUGCAUUGCAAUGGCCAAGUGUAUCUGCUGUACAAGAAAUGGUAGAUCGAAUGUCUGAAAUUGCAACCAGUGCACAUCAAAUCCGCAUCACACUAACUCCAAUGCUAUCCAACUGAGUUCUGUAUAUUAAUUUUUAUUUAUUCAAGAGGGAAAAGAAUUCAUUAGAUAUGAAAGGACUGUAAGCCUGUUUUACUCUUUUACAUGUUGUCCUGAUCAAACAGAAUAGAUGGAAGAAGUAUUCAAGUAUAUCAUUUUGUUCUUUUCAUAUCUGCUUGUAAUUUUGUUCCUUUAUAACAAAGAAUGCAUUUGGUUCUUCGUUAAUUUUUUAUGUUUUUUUUAUAUCCAUGGUGCUAUGUGUCUUUUAAUUAUCCUUUUUAAGCCAGAGCAUUCCAGCUGGUAGGUACUGUUUUUAUUAUAAUCGCUCUAAUUUUGUUGCAACGCAGUACUUACAAUAACUGUAAGCUGAUUUGUCUUGUGUGUGAAAUUUCUUUCAUAAUGGUAGCCUACCAUAUAUAUAUAUAUGGUUGUUAUAAAACAACACCAAUUUGAAAUUGUAUUAUAUUCCGACAUUUUGGUUGUGCAUUAUUCCAAAUCAUACAUCUCAUAAUAUAUUUUUGGGUACUGCUUUACACUGCAUAAAUCUUUAUAUACUUGGUAUUCAUUUUCUCUAAUAGGAAGCUCGUCUUUUAUUAAAAUUUUAGCACAAUGGUGACUUAACAAUGUGUCUAAAGUUCAGUGGUUUGGCUCUGUUUUAAUUCAUUUGAUUUGUCACAUUUUAUUUAAAUGCCAAAUUUGAGUGGACGGUACAUAGCAUCCGUACCCAUGUGUACUUACAUGUUGCAACAGAUACUUAUGCUUAAAUUGUUUUAUGCUACCACUACAAGUGAUGUAUAGCAUUGGGUUGUACUAAAUCCUAUUUUACCUAACUCUUGAAUUAAAACUUGAAAGUUGAUUAAUUUGUCUAGAGUACAUACGAUGUAAUAAAUGAUAUUUUCCCAUUUAUCCAACGAAGUUGCUCCAAAAGUUGCAAGUUAAACUUCUUCAAUUUACGCUAUCUUAAUUAAUAUAAUUGUUUCAAUUUUAAAUGAUAGUGUUUUUUUGUGAAAUGUGAUUUUAAAAUAAUUUUAAUACUCUUAAUGCCUUUUUUAAUGAAAUCCCCACAAUAUUAUGUUUCCAUGUUUUUUUUUGCGACUAUAUAUUAUGUGGUACUCAGUAACAUUUCUACUCUACUAAUUGUCUGUAAUCAGCAAGUGUUAAUUUAAAGUAUUUAGAAAUAUGAUGCACACUUUUAUUCUGGUUCUGUACAGUCGCCAGUUGCCUUAAAACAGUUUUUAAUCAAAUUUUUCUUUUCUAAUCUGGUGAAUAUGCAUCGUGCUUAGUACGCCGUGUUAAAAAUUGUGCCGUUUUCACUGUAG
Molecule: messenger RNA, 3836 nt
Organism: Ciona intestinalis (vase tunicate)
Lineage: Eukaryota; Metazoa; Chordata; Ascidiacea; Phlebobranchia; Cionidae
Product: enhancer of filamentation 1
Biological process (GO): cell migration; cell surface receptor protein tyrosine kinase signaling pathway
Cellular component (GO): plasma membrane; cytoplasm
Molecular function (GO): protein binding
Source: RefSeq, a predicted model, not a curated record